CUUGAGGUAUUGCUAGAGUGAACGAGCGCGAGGGAGCGAGCAACGCCAUUUUCUCAAUUCGCGGGUGAAGACUGUGCGCGGUGUGUGACUUGUUUGAUAAAGUUUAUCCACGAUUCUGCUUCACGACGUCGAAAUUACGGGCUGUCUGACGGCCCUGGUGUAUUCACCAGUGUUAUGCAUAGACACGCGGCCAGCUGUGUGGUAGAUAUGGUGAGUUCAGAGAGAUCGAAGCGCUCCCGGGAGACGUGACGUCUUGUCAGUCGGCCUUUUCCCAUUCCCCCUUCUUGGUGAGCUCCCGCAGGGAUGGGUCGUGCAGAGUUGUCGUUUAUGAUAACGUAACAUAAACUAAACGGUAAAUCGAACACACGUUUGUCCUUGUCGAUUACGAUUUCACGUGUAAUAAAAAAAGAAUCGUGGUGGAAUCAGGAGCCCGUAAAAUGUUUCGUUCGGGCCAAUGGGCGGAGGUUUAGGGCGGCACAUGGCUGUUGGGGCGCCGGCUGUGCAGGGGGUGGUUUUCCCGACGCUAGCUCGAACUGACGAAAAUUCACUAUUCUUGUCAGUUACGAUAUUCUAUGCGUACGUAUAUCUCGAUCGUGAUCGCGUGUAAUUGCGGCCGGUCACGGUUCGGAUAACAAGUUCAUAGUGACAGUGGAAAGAGAAGUACUCCGUUAUAUGUCUUGAUUUUCUUAUUGAAGAAGAGAAGCAGCCGGAGGCUUCGGCCUUUCGCGGAUUACGCGCGUCUCUUGUGUGCUAUAGUGUUCUGCAUUUUCUUCACGUAAACCUUGGACAAAGGAACCAAUACUGAUCACGGACGAUCUCUGGAAGAGAAAUAUUCGACGAUCUUUGUGUUGCUGCGAAGCAGGGACAACGGGUAAUUAGAGAGCGGUGAACGUUCUGAGAGGAAGAAAAUGCCGCUUCCUAAGCGACUGGUGGAGCCGGUGCUCGUCGCACGGGGCACCAUCCCUGAGAACUUUCCUCUCCCCUCAGAGUUGGAGGCUGUAACGAAUGGCACGUUGGCCAACACGAUCAGGCAACUGUCCAGUUUGUCGAGGCACGCCGAGGAUCUGUUUGGCGAGCUCGCGAGGGAAGCUCACGGGUUGAGCGACAGGGCCAACUCUUUACAGGCCAGGAUAGAUCGGCUAGCCGUCAAAGUUACUCAGCUCGACAGCAACGUCGAGGAAGUUUCGCUACAAGAUAUACACAUGAGGAAAGCGUUCAAAAGUUCGGUGGUGUUCGACCAACAAGUCGUUUCCAGGGACACCAUGCCAACGGCCAUGUUGGAAACUUACCAUCAAUGCGAUACGCCACCACCGCUCGAUAAACUUAACGUUUACAGGGAAGACGGCAAAGAUGGGCUAAAAUUUUACACGGAUCCGAAUUAUUUCUUUGAUCUCUGGAGUCAGGAGAUGCUCAAAGAUACCGAGAAGAAGUUACACGAUCGAGGGAAAAAGACCGAGUCUGAAUAUGCCGAACCGUUCAGAGAGCCGCAUAGGCCUCGGAACGAGGGUGGCGGUGGUGGUGGUGGCAGGCAUAAGAAGCGUAUAAGGCAACCGCAUAAUACUAGAGAAAGGCAAAGACAAUUAGCCGUUGGCCACGGCGAGUAUAUUAUGCCAACACAAGGCGUCCAAUACAGGGCACCGCACAAUAUUCAAGAUGAAUCGUUGCUGGAUAUGGUGAUGACUGGAUACGGUGCGCCACGGCCACCCAGGCCAAACAGUAUUGAGCUUAGACGAAGUUAUCCACCAGAGGAGCAACAUCUCUAUAGCCCUCCAUCCUCUGAUCAUUAUAGGGUAGCAAAUUUUGUGGCUCAGGGUUAUGAAGAGAAUUUGUAUGGAUCGCAUUAUGGCACGGGGCAAGGACAGGCAGGUAGUGAAACGUAUCAGAGUCCUGGUGGUCAAAGUACUCCAAGCAGAGGUGGUCGAUCACGACCAUCGCAACCACCUCCAGCCCCUCCGAGUAACACUUCUAGCAAUUCUACGCCCACUGUAGCCUCUGCCAACAACACCCCAACGCGGGGAAGAUCAAUGAGUACUGGUAGAGACACCCUUCCACCACCACCUCCUCCUCCUGGUGAAACUAUGUCUCCUCCUCCUAUGAAUGGUUCAAUACCGUCGCAUCUACUGAAUAGAAAUGGAAGUCGUUCAAACAGUCCAUUACCCAGUCAUCACUCCACGCCUACCCCACCAAAUCAUUCAACGCAAAUAGGAACAGAUGAAACUGAUCCUGCCCCGCAAGACUUGCCACCCCCACCUCCUACUCCCGAUCCUACACCUCCUAGGCCUAUUUCUCCGCCGUGUAAUAUUCCACCUCCACCUCCACCACCUCCACCACCGCCUGUUGCUAAUGGACCCUCGCCUCCGGUGCCAUUGACCAAUGGCGAUAUUGCUAAAAUGAUAGCAACUAAUCCACCCAAGUUGAAACCUUUGAAACCCUUGAAAAAUAUCGUGGACGGACAAUUGAGGAAGCCCGUUAACCCAAACAUCCCUCUUGUCGAUCCGCGAAAUGAUCUACUUAAAGCAAUUAGAGAUGGGAUAAAAUUACGUAAAGUAGAGAAAAUUGAACAAAAGGAAGUGGAACGCGUGAACGCGUUGAACGACGUUGCAUCCAUAUUGGCGCGACGAGUUGCUGUAGAAUUUAGCGACAGUGAUUCAGCAUCGGAAAGCGAAUGUGACAGUGAAGGAUGGGGCGAGCAGGAAACGAAUCUCGCGUGACCCAACUCUCUUCCAUCUACUGCCACUGCCUCCUAGAGAAAUGGCUGACGAUUCUUUCGUUUCGUUCAUUUUCAACGAAAGUUCGAUUUCUGUUGUUGCUCGUCGCAUAAGCCACACACUUUGUUCGCGUAUAAAAAAGGAAUAGAAAUAAUUUGAUUUGAAGUUGGCGUGCAUCGAAGAGACAUCAGAUUCAAAAGUAGAAACGAAACGAACGAAUUUCGUUUCUCGAUUGUUUAUGUUGAGUUUUGUUAAUAUAGAGAGCAUAUAAGCGCGAAUUAUUUUAAAUAGUUUCAUUAAAAGUAUAAGUGUAGUAUUAUAAGAAUAAUUAUUUUUAUUAUGCACCAUUUUAUUACCUUUAACAGGGUUAUUUUUUUUUUUUUGUUAUCAAAGAAUAUUUAAUAACUCUUUUUUUUUUUGUAUAAAGUAAAUAAAAAGGUUAAUUUGUUUUCAUGUUAAUUACAAGGCUCAAUUUUAUAACAUAUAUUUAUCUGAAGAGUAUGAUAUUCUAAAUAUUUAGCUUUUCUUAGACGAUUCUAGGAAUCGUCAGCCAGAGAUCUUUUAUUUAUUGAGAGAGUUUAUGAAGUGAAUGUAACGGAAGUCUAAGUUCAUGUAAAUUUAGAAUAUUUUUGAGGAGCUAUAUAUUACA
This is a messenger RNA of Apis dorsata (giant honeybee), 3357 nucleotides long. It is a transcript of the gene SCAR, whose product is annotated as wiskott-Aldrich syndrome protein family member 3. The record is from RefSeq and is a predicted model, not a curated record. Lineage: Eukaryota; Metazoa; Arthropoda; Insecta; Hymenoptera; Apidae. The transcript is spliced from 9 exons. Gene Ontology annotation, cellular component: cytoskeleton. Gene Ontology annotation, molecular function: protein kinase A regulatory subunit binding; actin binding; Arp2/3 complex binding. Bases 909 to 2711 code for a protein of 600 amino acids. Gene Ontology annotation, biological process: positive regulation of Arp2/3 complex-mediated actin nucleation; actin cytoskeleton organization.